GAUAAAUAACAAAAUGGAGUUAGAAGCACUUAAGGACAGGUGCAUAAGACUCUGCAUUGAGCGCGGAGCGCUCUUGCACGGCGACUUCACACUUAACAGCGGUGUAAAGUCAAAUGUGUUCUUUAAUUCAGGCAUUCUUUGCGAUGCCGAGUCCUUCAGUGCAUUGGUCGAUCUCAUAGUGGAAGUUCUAGUUACUAGCGGUUUAGAAUUCGAUGUUCUCAUAGGUCUUCCUUAUAAGGGAAUCCCAUUGGCAGGUGCCAUUUGCAUGAAGUACUGGGAACGCACUGGUAAACUGGUGAGCUUCGGAUACCACCGUAAGGAAAUCAAGGACCAUGGUGAGGGGUCCAUGUUCGUUGGUGCCGAACGAAUCUACGCACCCGGGAUGCGGGUGGUGGUAAUUGACGACGUGUUAACCAGUGGCAAGGCACUAUUCAAGGGACUCGACAUGAUAGAGCCACUGGGGGUAAAAGUAGUAGGCGUAGUAGUCAUCCUCAACCGGGAACUAAACUACGGAACCGUGGCAAAGGCAUUGAGUGAACGCGGUAUCAACAAGCUUUGCCAAGCAUUCACACUCAGUGAACUCCAGCAACGCGGCGAGAAGUAAC
Babesia bovis T2Bo is the source of this 605-nucleotide messenger RNA. RefSeq names its product putative orotate phosphoribosyltransferase. The coding region runs from base 14 to 604 and encodes 196 amino acids. Gene Ontology annotation, molecular function: orotate phosphoribosyltransferase activity. The transcript is spliced from 3 exons. Gene Ontology annotation, cellular component: cytoplasm. NCBI's taxonomy places the organism in Eukaryota, Apicomplexa, Aconoidasida, Piroplasmida, Babesiidae. The record is from RefSeq and is a predicted model, not a curated record. Gene Ontology annotation, biological process: 'de novo' pyrimidine nucleobase biosynthetic process; pyrimidine nucleotide biosynthetic process; pyrimidine ribonucleoside biosynthetic process.